This is a messenger RNA of Colletotrichum phormii, 450 nucleotides long. RefSeq lists its product as uncharacterized. Bases 1 to 450 code for a protein of 149 amino acids. Lineage: Eukaryota; Fungi; Ascomycota; Sordariomycetes; Glomerellales; Glomerellaceae. The record is from RefSeq and is a predicted model, not a curated record. The transcript has 2 exons.
AUGUCGGGGGUCGAGGCCAUCAGCAUGGCCUGCAACGUCAUGACGAUCAUCAGCUUCAGCUUGGAGACCAUCAAGCUUUACCGCAGCAUAUACGAGGCCGGCAGCUCAGAUCCCGAGCUCGCCAAGAAAGCUGAGCACAUUCGAGAGACAUCCGACGAUGUGGCACGGCUGCUACAUGAGCAACAGCAGCUGGAUCCAGCGCAGCGAGUGAUGACCUCGGACGCAGAGAAACGGCUCCGAGACAUCGCUGCCAAGUGUCUUCAGUAUUCCAAGGACAUCGAGCAAGAGAUUGCAUCAACGUCUCCCAGGAAGUCCGGCAUUCCCCGGGCGUUGAGGUCUACGGUGAAGGCCAUUUGGCGGAAGCCCCAUCUUGAUCAGCUCAAAAGCCAUUCCGUGGAAUCGACAUUCGGAGCUUCUUCGGGUCGUCACCUUCUAGCCAAUAGGGCUUAA